This is a messenger RNA of Zootermopsis nevadensis, 11377 nucleotides long. Its product is annotated as protein O-mannosyl-transferase Tmtc3. NCBI's taxonomy places the organism in Eukaryota, Metazoa, Arthropoda, Insecta, Blattodea, Termopsidae. Gene Ontology annotation, cellular component: endoplasmic reticulum. The record is from RefSeq and is a predicted model, not a curated record. Gene Ontology annotation, molecular function: protein binding; mannosyltransferase activity. Gene Ontology annotation, biological process: protein O-linked glycosylation via mannose.
CGACAGUAGAAUGUAGCCCGACCGCCUCCGAGUCUGAGCACAAAGGGGCUGGAUCACGUGACCUGGGAGUUUGCAGUAUGGCAGCCGGGGAUCCUGAGGUCGCUCGUAUAGAGUGCUCCUAAAAAUCCUAGUUGCGUUAUUGAGCCUGGGUUUUAUGAUAGCUGUUGCCGAUUUCAUCCGACAUGAACGCGAUAAGCGAGAGAUCCACGCAUUGUUACACACAUAUACUGUUCAGAGGAAGGUCUAAUCUUCGGAAAUAGUGUCUGAGAAAAAGACAUUAGGCGACAUUUAUUGUCUGCUUUUCUCCGUAAGUGAUAUCUGUGCACCAGACAUACAACCGCAAAGCAGGAAAAAUGGCAGCACCUUUGGUACUUUCUGCAGUAAUCUUCAUCACCUGCAUAGUGUGCUACUACAACAGCCUGCAGUGCGGCUUUGUGUUCGAUGACAUCAGUGCCAUCAAGGACAACAGAGAUCUUAGACCUCACAUGCCACUGAAGAAUAUCUUUUUCAAUGACUUCUGGGGAACCCCUAUUCAUAAAGAGCAGAGUCACAAGUCAUAUCGGCCUUUAUGUAUUCUGACAUUUCGGUGGAAUUAUUCCCUACAUCAGUUGGAGCCUAUGGGUUAUCAUUUGGUCAAUAUGAUGUUACACAGCAUCGUAUGUCUCAUGUACUUCAGAAUGUGCUCCAUGUUUCUACCAGAAAUCUCAAGUUUUAUAGCAUCAAUGCUCUUUGCCGUCCAUCCAAUCCAUACUGAAGCUGUGACAGGUGUGGUUGGGAGAGCUGAAACCUUGUCCUCUGUGUUUUUUCUUGCAGCCUUCAUCUUGUACACCAAAUCAACUAAGAGGAAACAUGUCACAGGCUGGAGGAAUUUGGUUUUAUCUAUGAUCUCUGUUGCCACUGCAAUGUUAUGUAAGGAGCAAGGCAUCACAAUCACGGGUAUUUGCGCAGUGUACGAGUUGAUAGUUACUCAGAAGCUUCGCUUGAGUGACUUACACUACAUGUUGCGUUCGGCAGUGAGUGGAAAGGGAUCCCUAAAUUCAUCUUGGACGUCAGAUGCAACUAAGCGACUUAGCGUUCUAGGAGCAACAACUAUCUGUCUUCUUAUGAUGAGGUUGCAGAUCAUGGGUUCAAGAUUACCAGUAUUUACUAGGUUUGACAAUCCUGCAUCAGUAGCACCAACUCCUGUUCGACAGUUGUCAUACAACUACUUAAUUAGUGUCAAUUUGUGGCUCAUGCUGUUUCCUUGUGAUCUGUGCUGUGAUUGGACAAUGGGAACUGUGCCAUUAGUUGAAUCAUUACUUGACGCACGUAAUUUAGUGACACUGAUUUCUUAUGCAAUCCUCUCGCUUCUGACAUACGUGGCUGUUGUUACAGACAACAGGCAGCAAGCAACAGUCAUAAUUAUGAGUCUUGUAUUCUUGAUACUACCAUUUCUGCCAGCCUCCAACUUGUUCUUCCCAGUGGGAUUUGUGGUUGCAGAAAGGAUUCUUUACAUUCCUUCCAUGGGAUUGUGUAUGCUAAUUGCCUACGGUUGGAGUCUUUUGGCUCAGAUGAGGUUUAAGAAAUUGGCAUGGCUUUCAGUGGGCUUCCUACUGUUAGUCCAUGGCUGUAAGACUUACGCACGUAACUUGGACUGGGAAUCUGAAUACACUAUCUUCAUGGCUGGACUGAAAGUGAACCAGCGCAAUGCAAAGCUCUUUAAUAAUGUUGGUCAUGCACUUGAGAGCCAAGGACGUUUUCAUGAGGCUUUACAAUACUUCCAAAAAGCUGUAAGUGUUCAGCAAGAUGAUAUUGGAGCACACAUCAAUGUUGGUCGAACAUUCAACCAUUUGAAAAUGUUCAAGGAGGCUGAAGAUGCAUAUCUUAAGGCAAAAUCACUACUUCCAAAAGCAAAGCCAGGUAAGUCUUAUCAAGCUCGCAUUGCUCCCAAUCACUUGAAUGUGUUCCUGAACCUGGCAAAUCUGAUUGCUCGUAAUGAGACGCGGCUCGAAGAAGCUGACCUGUUAUACCGACAGGCUAUAAGCAUGCGUGCCGACUACACACAGGCCUACAUCAACCGAGGGGACAUUCUACUUAAACUGAACCGUACCAAGGAGGCUCAGGAGGUCUAUGAGAGAGCUCUCUUCUAUGACAGCAACAAUCCUGACAUAUAUUACAAUUUGGGUGUGGUUUUCUUGGAGCAAGGGAAGGCUUCACAGGCUCUUGCCUACUUGGAUAAAGCUCUUGAAUUUGAUCCAGAACAUGAACAGGCCUUACUCAAUUCUGCCAUACUGCUUCAAGAGUUGGGUCGUGCAGAGCUUCGUAAAGUGGCCAGAGAAAGACUGCUUAAACUACUGCGUAAGGAUGCAACCAAUGAAAGAGUGCACUUCAACUUGGGCAUGUUGGCAAUGGAUGACCGAGAUAUUGCAGGGGCAGAGCACUGGUUCAGACGUGCAGUUCAACUGAAAGAAGAUUUCCGCAGUGCCCUAUUUAAUUUAGCACUACUACUAACAGAUGAUCACCGUCCAUUGGAAGCAGCUCCAUUUCUAAAUCAGUUGGUCAAGUUCUAUCCUGACCACGUCAAGGGACUUAUUUUACUUGGUGAUAUCUAUAUUAACACCAUUAAAGAUUUGGAUGCAGCCGAAAAUUGCUACAAACGUAUCUUGCAACUUGAACCUGAAAAUAUUCAGGGCUUGCACAACCUCUGUGUGGUUUAUGUGGAACGAGGAAACCUGCUACGAGCUGAAGCAUGCUUGACUCGUGCUCAUAGACUUGCCCCAAAUGAAGAGUAUGUUUUAAGACAUCUCAACAUUGUUCAAUCAAAGAUCAACAAACUCCAGAUUCCUCGUACUUCAGAAGAGGGAAGGGAAUUUGAAGAUUUUGGGGAUGCACAUGACUUUCAGCAAUAUGAAGAGAAUUUUGAUGAUGAUAACUUGGGGGGAGACUUUGAUGAUGAAUUAGGUGCAGAUGAUCUUGAAGUAAUUGAAGACAUUGGAAGGGAUAUUACACAUAGUCAUAACCACAAAGCAUCUCUCAGGAAAGCAUAUUUGGUAGAAAAGGAAGAGGAUUCUGAUGUUGCAGGUGAUGAAACAUCGAAAUUCACUGACAAUGGAUUACAUCAGCAGAAACUGUCUGAAACAAGAUUUGCACAAACUCUACAAGAAUCAUCUGUGCAGAAUGGUUUUACUAGAGAAAAUAACCCAAACCCUACAAUAGAAGUCACUCCUGAACAACAGAACAUUUCACCUCAAGAAACCCAAUAUUCAGCUUUCAAUUCGCAUCAAAGAAACACAAAACAUAAAUCACACCUUACUUCAACAGACCCAGUCUUUUCAAAUACUCCUACCAGUCAAGCAGAAAGAAGACAGGAGGAGAAAUCUUCAGAAACAAUUUUCUCAGACAGUCUGAAAAAACAAAUCCAAAGGAAAACACUGAGUCAUAAUGAACUGAACAAACAUUCAUCAUCUUAGCAGUCAUAAAUUUGUACCACACAUUUUAGUAAGACUUGCAUUUCUACUCUAGUAAGUAGAUACCUCUGAAAUGUGUAUGUUUCUCCUAUGUAUGGAUCAGGGGGAGAGUUUCUGUACAAUCAGCUGACACCAACAGAAUCUGCAAAUGUUCCAUUUUCCACCCUUUGAUAAGUGUGCCAGACAAAAUGUGCAAUACUUAAUGGGAGGUGUAAUAUUUUUAUUCACAAACAUUUCGCUUGUGCUUUUAAAUAUAUAUCUCUUAUAUCAGUUAAUAAUUCUUUUAUUUUUAUUUUUCAGCACCUUCUUUUAAACUUUAUUUAUUGAUAUUAAAAAUGUAUUCACAAAAAUGCAAGUUAUCUAAUCUGUUAAUGUCUUGACAUAGAGAUAAAUUACUGGAACAUUCUACCAUAAAAGAUGUUACUCCCUUUUGGAACUUGUGUGAGGUCUUAAUGUGUGGUGGAGUAAAAGUGAAAAAGAAUUUGAUCACUCUUAUAAAAGAGGCUCUGUUCCCCUUGGGACCUUUAUUUUAAUACACCUCCCUCUUCUCUGGCAUGAUAUAUGUAUCCCUUUUUGAAUAUGGUAGUCGUGAUUUAUAUGGGCACAUUCAAAAUUGUACUGUACUUAACCAUUACUUUAUUCUUUUGCAAGGAAUUUCGUUGUUCUCCGCUGAUUGUAUAAAGUUUACUGUGUCAAUGAUCAUUUAACUUUUCUGCUAAGUCUUGAAAAUUACAUUUUAAUUAUCAUUAUUUCCUCCAUACUUCAGUUAGAAGCAAUUUUCUUGUACUGUUUUUAUGUUUUACUAUACUGAGACUUCACGCAAAUAGAGUACAAGAUAUUCUAACAAUGUUUUAGCUGUAGUUUAAGUGGGUGAGGUUGUCCAGCAGUAAUGUCUAUUUUUGUGGGGGGGAGGGGGGUGUUAAAUGUCCUCUCUGUAUCAUCCCUUCUUUGUUUGUGACAACUAUGAAAAUAUCUUAAAGAAAUAAUACUGGCAGCAGUAUAGCAACAGGGUUUGCUCCCCAACAUAAUUAGAUGUAAUAUUCUGUGAUAAUCAGCAUUUGUUUCUAUAGUAUAAUGUGAGUUUCUGUGAAUUUUUUCUGAUAUCUCAGUACAAUAAUCAUGCUUUAUAUUAGUGAAAUCACAUUUGUUAGGCAAGUUGGGCUUUUUGUGUUGCUUGAUGUUUCUUUUACAAGACUUCAUAGCUUUAAGUUCUGCUGUACCUAGGGCACGAAAUUCUCCUUAGCCUUCCAGUAAUGUAUAUACCUUAGUGAUAUUAUAUCUCACAAGUUGUGGAGUAUACUUUCUAUGCAUUGUUAUGUUUUUGUAUAAUUAUAUAAAUUUUAUUUGAUCUAUGCUUUUCAUACCUAAAAGCUCAAGGUUAUCUGGUUGUGUUGUAAUAACUUCGGUAUUUGGAAGUGAAUUUCAUCAUUGUGUUUCAAAUGUUCAUCUAAAAUUUUGUGCAUUAAAAAUAUUUUAACUGCCUCAAAGGUCAGUCAAUCUAUACUGAGUCUUCUUAUCCAAGACAAGAGAAUAAAAUCAAAUCCAUUUAAAAUUUCAUUUAGGGGGCAGUCUAUUUUUUAUCAUUUAAGAUUUUCCAACAGCUCAUACGUGGUUCAUACUUUCUACCCUGAUAAAGGUGAAGUGGGAAACUCACUGCAAAUGAUUUGCUGUACAUAAAUUUAGGUGGGUUUACACCAUCUACAGUCAAAAGAGAUUUUGUUUCAGAAUGAGCAGUGUCCUUACCAUAACUGUAUUUUCAGUUGUGUUAUAUGUUCAUUUGGUAGUGGGUUUUUACUAAUUUUCCUUGCAAAAUUACCCUUGUCAUUUUUGUAAUCUGAAGAAUUUAUCUUCCUCAGUCAACAUUCUGUCAUAAAAUUACAACAUUCCUUUGAAAGAAAACAAACAUGUUUCUUGUUCCAUUUGCUCUACUCCCCAUGGAAGAGUCGGCCAUUUACCCUUAUAUUUGCAAUUAUGAUUAUCUUAAAUAAAAGAUGCACCAACUGUAAGGGUCAAGGGUGUGUGUCCCAGAGUGGUUCUGUAUAGAAUGACAAAAAAACAUUUCAAUCCAUGUCCCUUUGUCAUCUGACUAACUUAUGUAUCUAUGGAAUGUAAUGGCUAUACAGCCCAUAGUCAUUUACUUCACUGACUGAGGUGCCAAUGCUGUGAUGAUUUUUUUUAAAGGAAGAAUACAGACCAUGCUGGGAUAUCACCUUGCCUCUGUUCUUUCUGGUUUAUUAUACAUAACAUUCCCAUCACAUAUGACACCAUCAAGAUGAAUGAGUUAAAUAAAAAAAAUUUAUUUGUUAAUUUGGCUUUUUUCCAAUCUUAACUCGCACUGUAUUUAAGGUUUUUUUAUUUAUGGUAGUGGAUUCUGUACUUUUUAGAGCAUUGAUAAGUGUUACAAACCAUCUGUGCUGGUAUGUUACAAAGACAUAGCACUGUGUUAUAAUUUAUGGGCUUGGAAGGUGCAUUUAUUGGAAAGGGUGCUGCUAAAAUGAUGAACUGUCAGCAAUGAGUUAAUUGUUAUAUGUAUUUAUUCUUUGUUGUUAUGUUAUUUUACAGAUAUAAUUUGGUACAUAAUGUAAUGACAUAUAGCACAUUUCCAUUGAUUACCCCCUUUGCUAAUAUUGCCGUAAGAUCGUACAUGGCCGUGCAUUUCAUACAUCUCUCCAGUCCUAGUCGGGGGAAUAUAGACAGAACAGUCUGCACUACCAUUUCAGACUAUUUAUUUUAAUGCAGUUUGUUCAUGCUGUCAUAUAUUUUAUUCUCUACCUUGUGUAUUUAGGAUAUUGGUUUUAAAUUGAAAUUUCUAAAAAAUCUGCAAGGACAUUAAAGCAUGUGUGUGUUUAUACACGUGCUAAUAGAGUAUGAAAUAACUUGAAUCACAUGGAUCCAAAAUUUCUUCCAGCAUGUCAGUAGUAAGGAAAUGGGGUGUGAGAAUGUAGACUGAUCCAUCUGGCUAAGUAAGGACAGGGUCCAGUGGUGGGCUCUUGUGACCAUGAUCGUAAACCUUCAUUUUCCAGAAAAGGCAGGAAAUUCGGUGACUAGCAGAGCAACUAAUAAGAGCUUUUAGAGAGCUCUGUACCUGGCAGUUAUUCUGUGUUGAUAACAUAGAUUGGCAUUUUCUAAUUCCUACAAUCCCCAUCACAAAACAUGAAUUUUUAUGUGUCACCAUACGUAUGGCUAUGACUGAUAUUGCAGUAACCCACAUGAAAACCCAUACCACACAUUACAGCUUUUUAUUUUGUGUUAUAUAACUUUAAAAGUUGUAUUUCUCUUGAGAUUUUAGGUUAUGUAAGCUGUAAACUGCUUGUAAUUUGGUAGCCUUGUCUCGAUGUCUGUACAAGGAUUUACUGAUGAUGCUUCCUACUUAUAGUAACUGCUCUGUAAACUUUCCUUGUGCAAUGAAAAUGUUUGACAGCUAGUAUAUUGUAUGGAUGUACAUGUAUGAUGGACCGUGAGUGUCUAGAUAUUAUGUGGAGUAUUAUGAGGUAGGAUACCAUCAUUGUGAGUCAUGAACAUAGAAUAAAUAUUAUCAGUUAUUGUGACAUUUGUGUCAUAUGGAAAAUCUUAGGAAUUGUAUUAUCCUUUGUAUGUAUCUCUAAGAGAUUUCUUUAUCUUCCAGAUUUUUAGUGCAUUAUGUAAGAAAAUUGGUAUAUGGAGAAGCAUAGUAACGGAAAAUAGCGCUAGGGGGUUGUAGGCUGCACCGCACAAGCAUGUAGUUUACUCUCCUGCAGACUUAUUGACACCUACUCAUUACUCUAACAGAAACAGAUUUGGAAUUAAAGGUAAAAUGAUGUGGAAGUGUCAUCUUUAAUGCAUUUGUUUUACUUUUGUAUCCCGGUACAAUAUUAAAAAGUCUCAUUGUACAUUAACCUUUAUAAGCCCAAUGUACCUUGACAGGAAACUUGAACUGUGUCUUUAAAGACCAUUUGUACAGGAACGUCUAUAUCGGUGAUUUAAUUUCGGUAUAAGGGUUAAAGCAAGGGAAAGUUGGGCCAAAUAAAAUGCAUUAUCUUAAUAGUAAAUUAUGAUUCCAUGAAACUUUCAAGUUCAUUUUAUACGUAAAUCUGACCUAUUUUCUUUAAGCACUUCUGUUGUUUGGUUUAAACAGACUGACAUUUUAUACAAUUCUUUAUUUAUCAUAAACUUAAAGUGUUACAUAUUAAUUUUCCUGAAUUGUGGUUUGGAAGAGUUAAUAAAAUUAAGAGCAAAAUCAGCUGCUUAUGAGACUUCUGCUUUCUUUUGUCUUGACAUGAGGCGGUCCUUCAUAAAUACGAAGAGUGUUUUGUAUUGCAACUCCAGAAGACAGCAUACAUUCAUAAUGAUUUUUUAUAUAAAUAUUUCUAUAUAAAUGUGUAUAUUGGUGCCUUGUACAAAUGAAGUUAAAAAUUUCUAAGGCAAAGAUGAGUUUUUGUAAGAUAUAUUAUAAUAAUGAAUAUUUUUAUAUGUUCAUCAGAGAGUUAAAACAAAUGUUCUGGAAACACAAAAAAUAUAUGUUAAAAGUAAAAAUAAAGUCAAGCAGGUAUUUAAAUGGUGUUAGAAAGAUGUUCACACAAAAACUAGAGAGGACUUAUAAAAUAGUAUAGUAUAUAAAUGUAAUGAUGUGUUUUGUAUUGUAAAAUGUAAUGUGAUGUAGGAAAUAUGUACAUAUAUAUAUGUGUGUAGGUAUGCAUUAGUUGAGCUUAAAAAAUAACCUUUCUCUGCAUUGGCUGGAUUUUGGACCUCGUAUUUAUCUGUUAUGGUAUAAAUAGACUUCUCCAUUAGCAUAAAUAACAUGGCUCUGAAGUACUUGUUGAUGAAAUGCUUAUAUCAGUCUUCAGCAUUUUCAGGGAACUCAUUUUUUAUCCAGUAUUUUGUAAUGCAUUUUAUUAAAAUUUACUCCUUUGUAUAUGAUUCAAUAUCACAUAUAUUUAACCACAUGUUAUGGUUGUAUAGCAUUUAUGGGGAAUUCCUGAACUGUUAUGCCUUUCUUUGCAAAUUGAUAUUUCAUGUUUUAUUUGCCCAUAAAUCUUUUUAAAAAGCAAAGCUUUAUUGAUAUUCAAUAUUUUCAGUAUUAAAAAUGAUCAGAAACUUCUCAUACAGAAUUAUCUUUAAGAGUGACCAGGAGGUAUAUAAUUCUAUAGAUACAGUAUGAUGCAUUUUAGAUGACCCACAUAAAGUCAAUAUAGGAGAAAGAAGAAUUAUAUUUCAUAGCAUAAAUUAUAUAUUUAUUGGCCAAAAGUGUAGGUCAUUCAUUGUGAUUUACCUUUUCAGUUUGAUAUGAUGUAAUCACACUCAGAUUAUUCAUGUAACAUUGUUUGUAUAUUGUUCCUGGCAUGAACGCUGGUUCACAUACAAUAAAUUAGCAAUUUCAAAACUUUUGUAAGAGCAAAAGGGGUUUAAUUAAUUUGAUGAUUUUAGGACUGGAGAGGCAGAAUACACUAGUAAAUCUAAAUACAUAACAUGCAAGGCCCAAAAUCAAGCAAAUGUCCAUAUGCCAACUUUUAUUCUUUUUUCUGCAUUUAAUGUCUUACCUAUGGCAAUCUUUAAAGUACAGAAUAUACUGAUGAGAACAGUCAGUGAAAUACAUUUUUAAAACAAAGCAAAGAGUUUAGUGAGAUGCUUCAUGAUAUUAAUUGUAAGGCAAAAUGAAUUACUACGAUGUACUUUUGCCCUUCCCCUUGUACUCAGGCAAAAUGUUUUUGUACGACAGUACUCUAUACAUAAUUGAUGCUUUGUUCUUUGUGGGUUUUUUUCCUGGACAGCUAUAUAUACAUAUGUGUGAUUUUUUUAAGAAAAUUGUUGGUAUCUGUUUUAGAGAACACAUUGUGCAACAGACGAGUGAUGUUAGUGUUGUGUAUGCGGAGAGACUGAAAGUAUUACUAUAUUUAUAGGAAAGUGAAUGUUCUCAAUAGUGAUCAUCAAUCAUGACAAAGAAAGAUGAAAAUGAGAAAGGAAAUCCAUCUGAGAUUCUAACUACUUGAAGGUAACUUUCAGUUUUUAUCAGUAUAUAUAUAUAUAGUUUGUGAUUUUUACUUACAUAUUUUUAUCUAAUGCUGUAAACAUAUCUGUGAUUUAAUAUAUUUGCUUCUGUUUAUUGUAUUAUCAUGGCAAUGUUUCCCAUGGGCCCGUUCAUAAGUGACGAAACUUUGGUUGUUUUUUUUGUCAGUGUAUAUUGGCAGGAAAGAGGUCUAGCAAUAGAGAAGUCUUGAAAACUUUUGGAAAAUCAGUAAACCUUCAUGUAACUUUACCAGGUUUUUGGUUAUUUGGAGACAAUGGUAUUAAUAAUCUGUAUAAUUUCCCCAUUUUAUUUAUAUAAAAAUUUUACUAAUAAAAUAUAACUGGAAUUUUGUUGGAACAUGUUCAGUAGCCAUUUUAAUAGGCUUUUUUUUCAUUUCUGACAUAAGGUCUGGAGUUAUUAAUUUCUCAGAUACAGUCAGUUAUUAAAUUGAUCUUUCAUAAGUAAUUUUCCAUUUUUAGAUUGUCGCAAAUAAUUUUGGUUUUGUUGCACAGUUUUCAGGUAUAAUUUUUUGGGUUUAUAGGUAAUUAUUUUAAUACAGCAAUAAGUAGCUUUCACUUAGAAAUAUUUUUCUCCAAAGAAAUACAUGAGGAAAAGUAUUUGAAGUGUUGGUGCUAUUUCCACAAAUCCCAGAUCUGUCUUCCAAAUUUCAGACAGAUAUCUUGAAUUAUCUGCUCUUUUUUAAGUGUUUUUUAAAUAGCAUUAUUUAAAAAACAAACAUGUCUUUUUGGAAACAGGACAGUGAACAUGGGAAUCCCUGCCUUUCUGUAGUUUAUUAAUUUCUGCAUAAUAAUUGGUAUGUGCACUCUUAUUCUGGUUACAGUAGGAUAAGUUAAUGUAAAAAUAUAUGCACGUUAGCCAAAGAUUGGUAAAGAAUUUUGGGUUUGUUCAUUGGUCCAUUUUUAUUUGUGUGCGCAUUUCACACGUAUGUAAUAUUUCCAUCACACAGAUAAUUUAUAAUAAUAUUUUAAAUUUUACAUGGAACAUUUAAUGUUUAAUGUGUAACAUUUAAAAUAUAACAGUGAACUGAAAAGUUUUGUUUUAUGUAAUGAAAGUAUCCACAGUAUAUGUUCCUGAAUAACCCGAUAACAAGAUGCUAGAAUAUAAAAUCAUGCAUUCAAACAAAACCGUUUACACUUGAAAAGACACUUAGUGCCAAACUUCCUGAGGUCAAAACGCGUUUGGCAGUAAUUGUCUUUUCAAAUGUAAACGGUUUUGUGUGAAUGCAUGAUUUUAUAUAUUUCAUAUAUAUCCAUCAUCCCCACUCUGAAACUACUCUUAUCACUACUUUAAAACACAAAAAAUGAAAUAAUGAAUUUUAUACCUUACUGUAACAGAAUAGUUUGCAUCAUUACUCAUCGAGUGAGCCACAUGUAUUAUGUGAUUAGACCAGUGAUGUUCUGAUUAUAAAUUAAAUUAAUUUAUUUUCAUUUCAAGCUUCUUGAUAAUUCUGAUAUUAUUAUAAGUGAAGGUUUGGAGAAAUGUGGUUUUAAAAAGAUAAGCAAAUUUCAUCUGCAGAGCUUAUUUAAAGGGAGUUUAAUGCAUGGAGAAAGUGGAGUAAUCUUUGCAACUUAGUGCAAUCAAUAAAAAAUGUCUUGUACUGUUAAAUGUAUGAUGUGUCAAAUAAGAUAAAUUAAUAUAAGUAAUUACUGAAUAAUUAUAUAUACAAUGCAGAAAAUCAGUAGCAUCUGUAUUUAUGUCAGCUGUGACAAUCCCACAAAAAUAGCAAAAUCCAAAAAGGAGUACAUUAAUUUGUAGCUUAAAUUUUUUUUAAUUUCAAUGUUUCAGUAACUGAACUUCAAAACAGCCAUUUGUGACGUAUAUUUCUUGCAAAAACUCCAAGAUUAUGAAUUGUUAUUUAUUAUGAGAUUAAACUCUGGUAUGACCUUCAUUUUGUGCAAUUUGUAUCAAAUAAAUAUUUAUCAAAACA